Molecule: messenger RNA, 863 nt
Organism: Tarenaya hassleriana
Lineage: Eukaryota; Viridiplantae; Streptophyta; Magnoliopsida; Brassicales; Cleomaceae
Exons: 2
Coding region: 5-607 (200 amino acids)
Molecular function (GO): mRNA binding
Source: RefSeq, a predicted model, not a curated record
AGCGAUGAGCAGCAAGAGAGAAAACCCCUCCCCACCCCGCCACGUUCCGGGGCGAAUCUCGAAACGACGGCGGCCGUGGGGGAAGGGAGAUGACGAGAUCACCGACAAGCCGAUAGCGAAGCCUCCAUCUCCGCCGGGGCUUGUGAUCACGGGGCUUCCCGACCACUGCUCUGUCCUUGAACUGAAAUCCCGGUUCGAGAUCUACGGCUCUAUCUCCCGAAUUCGCGUCGACCGCGAUGGAUCCGGUUCUGUUUCCUUCCGCACCGCUGAAUCCGCCGAGGCCGCCAUUGCCGCCAGUCUCGAACCCUCCGGCAUCUCCAUCGAUUCCAAAAGGUUAGAGGUAAUGUGGGCGACGGAUCCGCUGGUGAAAUGGCGGGAGGGAGUGACCGGAGGGAAGGAGAAGCGGAAAACGGCGCCGUCUUUGUCAUCAUCGUCAAAGCUUCUGCGCCCGGAGAUGCCAUUAAGGAGACAUGGCAGAAACAACAAGCUGGCAUCUGCCAUUGUCGACCCCAAGAGCAUCACCAACGACGUUGUCAGUGCUUCAGCUUCGGUGUCGGGAACAGAAUUUACACGUCGAGAAGUUGUUGCCUACGACGAUAUCCUGUAGCGUAAAACCUGCUCUGGAACUUGUUUGAUCUUUUUCUGCUUUGUUAAUAGCCUGAUGAUUGUGCCGUGCUUGUAAGAUUUCCCAUUUUCUUUUCCCGGAAAAGUUUGGUUCUUUGAGAAAGAAUUACGUCUGAAAUCUGCAAAAAAAAAAAAAAAAAAAAAAAAACAGAUUGCAGAUUGAUCUGAUGUUUGUCAAGUAGUUUCAGGUUUGAACAAAUGGUUAAAGUUGUAAUUUUUCACGUCUCUCUUGUUGGGUU